UGAAUGUGCAUGGGAGCAUUUAUUUUCCAAAUUAGACAAUGCUUUACGUUCAGAUGAUCAAAAUUGUUUUAAAAUUUUGGAACAAAAACUUGGAGGAACUAUAAAAACAGCAACAAUAUCUAAUAGAAAAGGAAUUUUAUUGCGUUCCCCAGCAGAUUCUAAAUCAUUAAAUUAUCGUCCAAUUUCUUCAAUAAUGUCAAAUAAUAAUCAACAAAAUGGAGUAAUUCCUUCAAUAAUGUCACAAAGUGUUGUGGGAAAUUUUGCAUUUUUUGAAAAUGAAAAAGAAGGAAAAGAAACUUCUUCCCCAACAAAACUUGUACAUUUAGCUAAAAAUAGACCUAAACCUGCACGUUUACAUCGAAAGAAAAAAUUGGAAGAAACUGAAGAAGAGGAGGCUGUUAAUGCUUUAGAUGAAGUUUUGGCAAAGGAGGAAGUUGAUACUUUAGAACAGACUCCAAUUAUCAACUCCUCUCCAGAGCCUUUCCCUUCUGCCCUUGGACAAUCAUUAGAACGUUCACCUUUAUUACUACAACAACGUUUGAAAAAUGUUGAAGAAAAUCAAGAAAAAGAAGAACAACAACCACCUCCACCAAUUCCUUCAAAGAGAGGAACAUCAUGUGAAAAUUCAAUUCCCCCAAAAUUGCCCCCAAAACCAUCACCGCCAAUGGGGGAUGUAGAAAAUCGACGAAAUAAACUUUUGGAUGAAGAACAGGAGGAACAAGAAUCUUCUUCAUUCAUUUAA
This is a messenger RNA of Meloidogyne enterolobii, 742 nucleotides long. The record is from the annotation of a GenBank genome assembly. Lineage: Eukaryota; Metazoa; Nematoda; Chromadorea; Rhabditida; Meloidogynidae.